UUCUUCCCAAAUAGUCUUGUGUGAUGUAAUACUAUUAAAAAACUUUUAGGACUAAUAAAACACUUUUAAGAACACAUUAUUGUUGUCUGAACUGUCAAAGUUCACAUCCAGGUGUGAUGGCAGAGCGAGGAGCGCAUUUGACCACAGCGGCUCCCGCUGAAGACAGGCCGUCUGUGUUUGAGGUUUUAGCGCAGGACUCACUGAUGGCCGCUGUCAAACCUGCAUUACUGCAUGCUGUCAAGAUCCUUGCUACAUCCAACCCUGCUCGCUAUGGAUGUCUAUGGAGGAGGUUUGAUGAGAUUUAUGCUACCCUGGAUAUGUUAUUGCAGCAUCAUUUCCUUUCCCGCACCAGCGCCUCAUUCUCAGAGAACUUCUAUGGCCUGAAGCGUGUAGGAGCAGACGGGACACGUGCUGCCCAUCUAGGGCUCCUGCGCAGACAGCACUGGCGCUCCUUGCUCCUCCUGGCCCUCCUUCCUUACCUGCACACCAAACUGGACAAAGUCCUGGCUCGACAGAGAGACGAAGACGAUUUCUCGAUCCGCUUGCCGCAGUCCUUCAUGCAGAAGUUGUACAGGGCUUUUUUAGCUGCGUACCCCUUUGUGUGCAUGGCCUGGGAUGGCUGGGUCUUUUGCCAACAGCUUUUGUAUGUUUUUGGCAAAACACGGACACAUUCUCCGCUUCUGUGGCUGGCAGGGGUUAAACUCUCAUAUCUCACGGCCAAUGACAUCCACAGCCUGGAUCUCAAGCCAUCAGGCCCGGCACUGAGCCCCAGCCAAAGCUUUGUUGAGAAAUGUCAGCGUCUGGCCUCUACAGCAGUUGGCGGUGUGGCUGUAUCUCUUUCAACCAGCCUUUCGAUGGGAGUGUUUUUCCUGCAGUUCCUGGAGUGGUGGUAUUCAUCCGAGAACCAGAGCACGGUUAAGUCCUUGACCUCCCUUCCGACCCCUCCGCCACCUCUCCACCUCCACAGCCAGGAGACGUCACUCACACACAUCAAAGUCUGCCCGCUCUGCAGGAAAGUGCGCACCAAUGACACUGCCCUCGCCACUUCAGGCUACGUGUUUUGUUACAAGUGUAUAUAUGUGUAUGUCAAAGCCAACCAGAGGUGUCCCCUCACCGGCUACCCUUCAGGACUGCAGCACCUCAUUAAAAUAUACUCACCCGAUGGAUAGACUGCUCAAAUACGGAAAAAAUACAAAUGUUUUUCAAGAUG
Molecule: messenger RNA, 1210 nt
Organism: Rhinichthys klamathensis goyatoka
Lineage: Eukaryota; Metazoa; Chordata; Actinopteri; Cypriniformes; Leuciscidae
Gene: pex12
Product: peroxisomal biogenesis factor 12
Exons: 3
Coding region: 117-1169 (350 amino acids)
Biological process (GO): protein monoubiquitination; protein import into peroxisome matrix
Cellular component (GO): peroxisomal membrane; peroxisomal importomer complex
Molecular function (GO): zinc ion binding; protein binding; ubiquitin-protein transferase activity
Source: RefSeq, a predicted model, not a curated record